UCUCGUAUACACUGGGCUGCAUACGCUUCUUACUCUCCUUGUAUUGAUACCCUGCUGGCCACCUCCAUCAUUUUGACUUUCAAUAACGAUAUUCUUAAACGAGCAUGCUGUUGAAUCCACGAGCAUAUGUCUUCAUCGGCCUCAAUGUGCUCCGCAUCACCAGUAUUCUUGCGAUGCUACUUGUCUUCGCAAGCAGCAUAUUCGUGAUGGUGAAGGAUGUGGAGGCAUAUAAUGACUUCCAAUCGGGCAACAGCACCAGUGCGACAGACUGCGACUAUAUCCCAGACAGCGACGUCCCCAACCAGACGUUCGGCAUCUUCUUCGCAGUGAUCAACCGGAUUCUCAUCAUCUUUGAGGUCAACAUGCUCAUCCUCUCAGAGGUUGGCUGGCCCGCCGUCUUCUUCGACCGGUUCUUCCCCGUGCUAGGCUGCGAUUUCGGCGUUGGCCCGCUCGGGCUCUUCCAGUGCCUCAUUGGCGCGAUGAUCCUCUCGCACCACGUCGACGACUUCACGCUCGUCGCCGCGUUCUUCAUGUUCGCCGUGGGCUGCGUGAAUAUGCUAGCGGGGUUGAUCUUCCGCGAGAAGGUCAGGAUCAGACGGUCGAUUCUUGCGUGGCGCGAACGGGCGAAGGACAUCCUCCCUACGCACAAGCUCCCGCCACAGCUGGCUCGGCCGGUUGAGGGCUUCGUUGAGAACGUCUUCAGCAGCAAAGGCGAAGGAGAGAAGACACACGAGAUCAACCUUCAGGGGCUGAAGGCUGGAUUCGGAUUUGGAAGGCAGGGUGAGAAGAAGGCUCAACUGAAGGGAUUUCUGAUAUCCAGACCGCUGGAGACAUUACCGCGCUAUGCACCUGCGCCUGCACCACAAACUCAACGACCAGCAAGCUCUCGCAGUAGUUCUCACGGUAGUUCUCGCGCAGGCUCGCCAGAACCCCAAUUCAAGUCCAGCAAGUACGCGAUUUGAUGAUGAUGCACGUACAUUGUUUUGUUAGCAACAAUCAUUCAUGAAACGUCACGUCAGACGCCGGACCUUGGGACAUUCGCAUACUUUAGACACUGCCAGCUAUAAUGCAGAUGAAGACCACCGGGAGUGGCAUGACCAUAGUGUAGCCAUAGUUCGUCGGCAGAUUUGAUUGUACUAUUGAUACAAUAAAUUCUUUCAUUCAAUGCAUGAGACCUGAUCCAAGGCAAACUUCGCAAACGUUUGUAUCCUUUAUGAGGGACAGUG
Messenger RNA from Laetiporus sulphureus 93-53, 1226 nucleotides. RefSeq lists its product as uncharacterized. The transcript has 4 exons. The record is from RefSeq and is a predicted model, not a curated record. The coding region runs from base 105 to 962 and encodes 285 amino acids. Lineage: Eukaryota; Fungi; Basidiomycota; Agaricomycetes; Polyporales; Laetiporaceae.